AGCGGGGUCCAGUCUGCUGCUGCAAGCGGAGCAAACCUGGCAACCUGGCAGCUUUUACGGGAGACCGAUUGGCAAUCUGGCAAUGCGGAAAUAGAUCUGGCACCCCCGAUCCCGGACUGAGGAGAGAGGCGUGACAGAGCAAGCAGAGAGAAGAGGGGAUAGCGUUGACAAAGAUAAAAUAAUCAACUCUUUCUUUCCUGUUUUUCCUUUUUUAAUUAAAGUGCUCAGGUGCGCUCCUCCUGCACCGGCUGGGAUCUUCCAGCAUUUGUUUCUUUUAAUUUGACAAGUCUGAGAGGAGCACUGAAGAAGAAGUGCGUUUUUAUCGCUCGGAAUCCGGACUUCUUUACUGACUUUUCCUUUUUUGCAUCAAGCAUGGAUGUGUUGGCGAAUUACAGUAUUUUCCAGGAACUCCAACUCGUUCAUGACACUGGUUAUUUCUCUGCGAUGCCUUCCCUGGAGGAGAACUGGCAGCAGACAUGUCUAGAGCUGGAGCGAUAUCUACAAACGGAGCCCAAGCGACUCUCAGAACUCUUUGAUGAGGAGCUGGACUGUCUCUUAACGCCAGCCUUCAUGCAGGGUGGUGACAGCGACGAGGACUUGAUGGACCCCCUCCUCCCCAGCCUCCCUGACCAGCCCAGCCCGCCACCAUUACUGGUCGCUCUCCCCAAGGUCCAGGCCAAAAUCCUCCAUGUGCCCAACCCCAGCAAGACCCAAGCAGAGGCCGGGACUGAAAUCCUCACAACAAAAGACAACAUCCUUGCAGGAGUCAGUGCCGCUCAGCUCAGCGCUGCCGUUACAUCCCUAACGCCGCCAUCGUCGCCGGAGCUUGGCCGCCAUCUCAUCAAACCCACGCAAACACUGACUGCGACGGCAGACGGUACGCUAACACUCAAACUUGUGGCGAAGAAGGUCGGGUUAGGGGCGGCCAAACUGGUGGCGGCACGAGCGCUACCGUCACCGCCGAGCCGAGGAGGAGCCCUCAGUGAUGGCGAGCAGGGGGGAGGAGGAAGUCUGGGAGGAGACGUACCAGAGAACAAAAAGAGAGUCCACCGGUGCCAGUUCAAUGGCUGCAGGAAGGUUUACACCAAGAGCUCCCAUCUGAAGGCACAUCAGAGGACUCACACAGGUGAGAAGCCGUAUAAGUGCUCAUGGGAGGGCUGCGAAUGGCGCUUUGCCCGCAGUGACGAGUUGACACGACACUACCGCAAACACACCGGAGCGAAGCCAUUCAAGUGCAACCACUGCGACAGGUGUUUCUCCCGGUCAGACCACCUGGCCCUGCACAUGAAGAGGCACAUCUGAGGGCAGAAGGAAAAGGAGUCGGAGAGGAGAGGAGGCAAGAGGAAAAAGAUGAAGAGGAGGAGGAGGAGAGUUAGGAGAGAGGGAUGGGCAGUCAAGCUACCAACCACCCGCCUCGUUCACCCCGUCCAUCGACCAGUUGGCGGCCAUGACGCCUGCAGGGCAGCGCAUCCAUCUGAGAGGGCCGUAAAACAUCGAACUUACUGACAGCCCUCUCGCUGGGGACGGGGGAUUGGAGGGAAAAACGAGGAGUAGCUAGAUUGUUGAUUUUCUUUAAAAUUACACACUCACACACUUGCAAUAGUAAACACUCAACACAGCCGUCUUUGAAUGCAUCAUCCUGGUGAACCCCAGCCGCUCUCGUACGGCUCUGGGGACUUGGACACUGCCAAACAACAUAUACUAAACUUGCUUGCUGAAACAUUACGCCGCCUUUAUUUCUUUCUCUGUAGUCAGUGUGGGUCACUUUGGGUGAGGAGAUAGUUCAGUGGGGGUACUUUAAAUAUCCAUAUAGUCAGUUUGUUAGUGCUUUACCGGAUUCUCAAUCAAAUACUCAACUUUAUUUCUUUCUUCUCAUACACGGAACUAAAGAAACCAUCACCUGCCGCAGUCAGCUUCAGUAACAUACGUGAAAGAAACAACAAUGCCAAAUCUGCAGGAGAGUGACUGUACAGAUUGACUUCUCGCAGAGCUGACAAUCGUACCCAGAGUUCUGGACAUUGGGUGUUUCAGUGCACCCAUGGGGACCUUGGUCAGCAAGUGCUCCUGCAGCUCUCAGGCUCUCCUCUAGUGGGUGUUUGCAUCUCCCACCUUCACUGAGACGCCUGCCGCCUCCGCAGGCCAUCUGACAGAAAUGCGCAGCGACACUUUCUUCCCUUUUUUUUCUACUUAGAGGACAAUAAUUCUUCUUAUUGUUGUUAUUACAAAGAAUGACACUUUGUUCUUUUCUCUCUCUGGGAGAAAAUGUCUUAAAACUCACUGAAUUGUGUUUUUGAGGAAAAAAAAAACUGAAAAUCUAAGAUGACUUCAACAGAAUGUGUGGGAUGAGGAGGAGAGCGUUGUUGGUCUUUUAAUCCCCAUGUGCACUGGCUGUGCUUCUGCAGUCUGUAAGCAACCAGCGGAUGAACGAAAAAAAAAAAAAACGGGAUCAUACCGACUCUCAAAAAAGGGAUUUGUAUUUUCCUGAGAAAAUAAAAGCAAGGAGCAGAGAGGUCUUCAGUUUUUUGUGCUGCUCCUUCUGCCCCGCGAUUCACUCCAGAUGGAAAACAAAACCUUUGCACGACCCUCAGUGGUCUCGCACUCUGUCGGAGUCAGGCGGAGGACUCCCUAAAAACUGGAAACCUGCUUUUUUUUGUUGUUUUUUGUUCUUCUUUCUUUGUUUCUUUUUGUUGAUUCUGAAAAUCAUCCUGGAGCGCUCUCACAGACUCUGAGAUCUCAUCCCCCUGGCAUCACUGCAGGGCAAGAACGGAGGCUGAUGAGCCGCUUUUUGUUUAUUCACGUGGGAUUUAAGAUGCCAACGGACCUUUUGUGUGCCGGUGCCGAACAGACACGGUCACACACACACGGCCCGGUCAAACUUGCCUGUUUUUCUUGUAUCCAUUGACUGCACUGACUUUUUUUCAAUGUUAUCUGUGCUUUUUUUUCUACAGCGAAAAAAGGAACACAAAGACAAAAAAAUGAUAAAAAGACUUGAAAAAAUCCAACACAAAAAACAGUCCUGUCUCGCUCUACACAUUGUAUACAAAACAAGCACACACACAUACGCCGUCAACACACACACACACACACACACACACACACACACACAUACACAAACACAGACUUACACUGCAGUUUCUUUGCUCACGGCUCUUCUCCAGAUAAGACUAAUAAGAUUUAGGAAAAUAAUUAUUAAACUAAUGAACAGAGUUGGAAAACAAAACACUGCAUGGCAGGCUUUAGCGCAAACACACACACAUACACACACACACACACACAACAGUUCAUGUACGCACACACACACACGCACACUCUUCCAGGAAUUAUAUGUUCUGCUCCCAGAUCUUUUUUCACAGUAGGAAUUUAGCAACUGUUGUUUAGUAGAGGAGUAUCUUAGCUCUCGGCUGGAGGUAACAAACGAUUCCAAAUCCUUUGAAGUGAGAAAUCAGCUUGUUCUCAGUUCCAACAAUCACCCACAUAUCCUUCGCUACAGUUUCUGCCUCUCAUUUAAUCAGUGUUUUUACUUCAGAGACUCUCAGCUGCAGUCGAGGGUAUGAGCCACUUUUAUCAGACUUUCAUCUAAAGUAAAUAGAAAUAAAUCAAUCACAACAGGCCUUUUAUCAAAACGUACAACACUGCUGAAAACCAACUGAUAAUCCCUAAAGACCCUUUUUAUCCCGCCUCUAAUGAACACUGAAUUUAAAAGUCUUCAAGAAGACUCCACAUCUCACGGCCAAUACGAGACAGAAUCUCAUCUGGAGCCUUAAAAACCUCUUAAAUAAGAUUUCUAAUCUUGGAAAAAUCCCCCAAAAGGACAAAAGAACUGUUCAUGUUGGAGUAUUUAGACAUAAAGAUAAGAUUUUGAGAAUAAAGUUGUGAAUUUCUGAGAGUGAAGUAAACGUAUAAGAAAUAACUAGAGUCUAUGGUUAGCCUGUGAAAUGGAUGACCAAGAGAGCAGCAGCCGCCUGCACUGACAUGUGGAGAAUCUUGUGAAGUUAUACUUUAAUAUAUGUUUCAUAAAUAACUGAUGAGUAUAAUCUUAUAACACAUCAACACCACGCUUAUAAGAAUCAGGAUUCUGAAUAGAUUGUUCUUCACACCGAGUCUGUCCUGAAGAAGGGAAGGCUAAUAGGCAGCUUGUGCACGCAUCUGCAACCACUGUUUGUCCUCCGCUGUUGAGUAAAACUUCAGAAGAUGAUCAGCUUUCAUAAUUUCGGUGCAGGCGGCUAGCUGCUUAUUAAACAUAUAGAUCAAUCAAAGCUUGUAAUUACAACGUGUGUCUCACAAAUGUACAAAUUGAAGGUUAAUUUAUGGGUUUCAUCUUGUAAUUUUACCUCUUUAUUCUCCAAAUCUCUUUUUUUUUUAUCCUUAAAGUGUCUUUAAUCCACAUGUGUGUCACACUGAUACACAUGGAGACCAGUUCUUUAAUCUGGAAAACAGGCUUCUGCACAAACUGUCAGUGGGACAGAAAUCAGUGAAAAAUCUGGGUUUAAAAACAAACAGUUUCUACUUUGACAGAAAAAUAUUUCCAUGAAAACCCAGGGGGAAAUGUUUUCAGUCACUCUAAGUAAACAGUAUAUGUAUUUGUUGCACUGUAGGUCUACAGUGGCCGACAGGGCAGAGGAUCUACAACAGCCUGACUGAUCUUCAUGCAGGCAGCUCAGAAAUGUUUAAAUCGACAGAUCUAAAGUAAGUUUAUCCACCAAAGACAAAUCCAUGAAAAUAAAUGAGAGAGUUUUGUUUUUAAAUCUUCCUCUUUUAAUUCAUUCAGAGGUUCGUACGCAUAUCAUGAUUUUUUUCUAUCUGUGACCUGAAUGUGAUCACGUACCCGGAGAUCUCUGACGUACAAAUGACAUGAGAGGUAGAAACUGGGAUGAGCACAUAUCCACGCUUGCUUCUUUUGCUUGAUGGUUGCAGAAAAAAAGAAACCUGUCUUGCAAUCGGGGCAUUACUGAUACCACCGAUAUCAACACCAAUACUCACAGCGCUGCUCCAUCCGCCUACCACCACCUAUAUGCCCUGCAGCGCAUGCUAACAGUCUAAUACUCACUUCUGACUGGUACGGCUGGGUGAGGGUUCAGGGUUCCUGAAGCCGACGGGGGUUUUCAUAUCCCAACAUGCCCAGUCAUCGUGCCAGUCGGCCUUGCCAGCCUUCAUUAGGUGAAACAGUGAAAACAUUCCCCUUCAAGGGGGUUUUAUGGUGCAGCUUCGAACAAUCGAUACCAAAAACCUCCAGCGUGGAACUGCCCUUCAGCCACGGGCAGAGUCUCCCGGGUCAGGAGAGAUCAGCGGGAGACCGCCUCCAUAUGAGGCCUCUGUAUCCAGCGGCAGCUUUCUCUACUAACUCUGUCUUUCUGCUAAAUACGACGCAAAGCAACCCACGUUUGGGAUGAAUCCAGUGUUUCACUUUUGAUUUCAUUUCAUUGUUUGGUUCCUGUAACAAAAGCUGUGUUGAUGGUUGUUUUCUUCGGCUUGGAUGAUGCAAAGUCAUGCCAAAACGUUGAGACAUGCAACGGGAUGUAAGAGGAACCCCCCAAUACAGGACGUACAAUCAUUGAGGGACGGGGAUUGUAGCACUUUUGUGAAGCUUUUGAUGGCAUGAAUGUGUACAUGUGUGUAUGUAUGUGUAUGUAUGUGUGUAUGUAUGUGUGUAUGUGUGUGUGUGUGUGUGUGUGUGCGUCUGCGUGUGCGUGUGCGUGUGUGUGUGUGUGUGUGUGUGUGUGUGUGUGUCCCAUUAGGCAAACUGUGAGUGAAGCAGUGAUUCAGCGAGAUGGUUGAUAACAGAGUUUAAACUGCUGAACAUGUGUGCAACCUGGUGGGAGAAAAUUUUGGUUGUUACUUCUGCUGUUGGAAAUGCUCUCAAUCCAAGCAAUGGCUGAAAAUGUGUUUAUUAGGUUUUUGUUUAAACCCUUCAUUUGUUCAUACGCAUUCAUUCAUUCACACAGGAGCACAUGGGGCUCGAGAACACAAGUUGCAAUUCUGCACCCUGGAAAUCAGACACCUGUCCCCAAGAUUAGCUUCAAAUACACAAAUGGUUCAACAUUUCUUGUGCCCCCCAACCCUAAAUCCAAAUAUUCCUCAGUUCUUGUCCUGGUCUUCAAUAUUUGAAUGUAAAUCUGAUCCUAAAAUUCAGCACAAACACUGGUGUAAACCAUUUUGUACUUAGUUAAAGGAAGUAGGACACAUAAUCGGCACCCUUAUUUGCAUUUUGUCCCCAUUUGUCUUGUUGCUUUGUAUUAGCAAACUCAUUUUCUGAGCUGCUAACACAAAAAGAGGACCUUAUGUACAGACAACUGCAAUCUGUGUUGUUUCUCAGUCGAGGGCAAACCUUUGCCUGUAUGCUGAGAAAAAAAAUGAAAGAAAAUGAUGGUUCAAAUUGAUCCGCUUAUUUAAAAACACUUUCUAUUUUUGGGUAAAAAUCAACAAUGAAAUGAUCACCAUUGCUUGCAGAACAGUUCUGUGUUUUAAGGAGCAAGACACUGAACAAUGUGCCCCUAACUACAAAUACAUACAUAGAAGAUAAAUGAAUUGUGCUGGCUAGCCUGCAAGAAUUCACCUCACAGUUCCUCCCCCUUCUAAUUAAAAUCCAUCUUGACAUCCAACAGAUCUCAAAGUCACUUCAGAUACCACUUCACGUUCCGUCUCCUUGUCUCCCAGCCUGUAGGAGCAGGUUUUCUGUCACAGUGUUGCUCUGGGUCUCCUGUCGUCUCUCAGGCUCCUCCAGGCCAGCUAGCUGCCGUCCCACAGCUCUGAUUAGCAUUAGCACUCCCGGGUCCUCUUCUCCAGUUGCAGUUCAGCUAAUGAGAUCGCUUUGGGUCACAGGGAAAAUGAGUGGUCUGGAGCAAAAAAAAAAACAACAGGGACCUCGAGUCGGACCGAUUCCAGCGCUACCAUACCCAGUGGACAGAUUUGAUGCAGAACAAACAGGAGAGCCUGUUAGCAUGGAGUAAUGCCAGGAGCCAGUGGGUUAUCUCUUGAAGACACUGAACUAUGACAAAAAAAAAGAAGUUAAGAAAUCAUUUACCCACAUGAAUACCCAAAUCAUUACAUCAGCCUUAGCAUUUUAUCUCAUGGAUUACAGAUAAAAUAAAUUAACAUUUAUCUGCAGAGUCCCUACAGAUAUUUAAUCCUCUGAGUCCUCGACCCUCUCUCUUCUCUGCAGUUAAAAUGCCGUUCUUGUUUCCCUCCUACCAUCCCCACCCCAUCUCUUCCUUUCUGUCCACAGCAGUUGUCCAUGCACUAUCAGCUGCAGGAAUGCACACUUUACACAUUUUGCCCAAAGAUUUGCAUAUUUGCAAGUUAACUGCUGUGAAUGUAGUAGAUUUAGGGACAAGAGCCGAGAGGCAGAGACGCAGAAAACGAGUCUUGGAUGGGAGGUGGAAGAAGAGGGAUUAGUUUUUCUUACCUGAUCGUCCCAUUAAAUAUUAAUUACCGGCGUGCUCCGACUCUUCAUGCUUCAUAACAUUCUCAGUCUCUCGUCUACCGUUAGCUGGAGCCUAACUCAUUGUUCACAAAUGUAAAAUAAUGUUCACAUGGUCUUAUAGGGUGCCCGGUGUAGUGGUGCUAUAGCAGGGUUAGCUGGAGUGAGGGAGUUUAGAUUAUGUCAGCUGCUGAGCACACUGCAAACAGCACCGUCAAGUCUCAUAAUUCAAAGUCAAAGGUGGUCUGGAGUCUUUGGAAACUGUUGAGUUUGGACAUCACUAAUAUUGGAAGAGUUCAGCUUUUCAGUGUAUCAAAGAUUUAAGUUCAGAGGAAACCCAAAGUGGGAAAAUCUAUCAUUGGAGAUUUACUGAAUGCACAUUCACCCUGGCAAGUUGGUCUGAAUCUAGGAUUGGUUUGGCUUAAAAUUUGCUCUUUGCACCUUAAAUCCAGCUGAACAAGGCCGUCUAAAUUAAGAGCUGGAGGAACUUUAGGACUGUUGGUGUGCAACCAGGAAGCAGUUUCAACACCACAGAGAAAAAACUUUUAGCAAGAAAUCUUUGAAUGAAAAGAGGCUUCAGAUUAUAAGCUUUAGUUGCACUAGAUGGAGAAAGAGUUUGCACUUUCAUUCGGUCCAAUUUUCCAAUUGAACAUCAACAUUGUUUCUUUGCAAAAGGCGGAAACAUUCGCCAUUUGUCGGAGACAUGUUGUGCAAGUUUACCCCAGAACACCAAAUCCCCCACAUCCAAGCAACGAUUUUCACCUUGGGUUAGAUACCUCUUGUGACAGUUUUGGCGUGUCACUCAUUGGAGGGCUUGAGAACAUAUCCACCAUCUGAACCAGUAGACAAGUGUGAAAGCAGACCAAAAGGGUUGGGCGACUCAGACCAACAAACCCAGAGUGAAAAGUGUCUUUAAACAUCGUCCUUCACCACAGGUAGUUCUCUGAACGUUGUCCGUUAAGGGACCAGGCUUCAGUUUCUACAGUCUCCACUCCUCCACGUUACUCUGAAGAAGGAUUGUCAAUUUAGGCAGCUUUUGUAAAUAGCGUGAGAUCUUUCAUACAGAUCCGUAUGUGGCAACAGCACUGUCUCAGACAUUUCAGCAUUUCAAUAGAUCGGCUUUAGUUCUCGCAAACAUUGCGCUACAAUGAUCAUAUUUAGCUUAUCACACUCUCAAUGUGCACGCACUGCUAGCAUAGUCUGUUGGAGCACUUUGUCAAAUAUCCACUUAACAUUUGUCACUCAUCCAGGAUGCACUUUGCCACCAAGAACCAUUUUCUACAGGUUCACAUGACCUCCAGUGAAAUGCCUUUUUCAUCACCGUUAUUCUGGGGGAUUACGUUGAACUUUACAAACAUUCAGUCAUACCGGGACUUGGUUGUUGACCUUUCUUGGCAUCAGUGGCAUUCCGGGGUGACUCUGUUUUCACUGUGUUUGUCCAUGCUUGGUGUGUCAGUAUAUAAGAGAUUCACAGAUCUUUACCCUUGUCCUCAUGUCUGUAUAUUUCACCUCCCUCCCACCGAACCCUCUCCACCCAAACCUUCCACCAUCAGAGCCCUCUGGGGUCAAACAUGCUCAGAGUCUUCAUAUAUCUGGGAGCUGUUCCUAAGAGCAAUGCAGCUUGAGAGCUCCAAGCAGUUCUUUGAAAAAAGACUGCAAUAACUUCUCCACUUUUCUUGCUGAAUGUCCUCAGUCAGAAAGAAUUGUUUCAGUUCAGCCAGCACGUCCUUGUAGGUGCUUCUCCAUCUCUGUCAGUUUACCUGCACAGCUAGACCCUGAUGCUUGAGGCAUUCUCACAAGUAAUUCAAAGUUCAAGAUCGUAUGUGCAGAAGGAUUGGCAUAAAAAAAAAAAAAUCAGAUUGUCUCCACUUUGCUUCAUUGAGCAGUACAGUAUCAUGUCUGCUGAACUUCAUUUCUGAAUAACUUUUGGUGAUUCCUUUGCAAACAUUUAUAAAAUCAGGAGGAAUCAUACAAAUACCCUGCAUACCAGAAAGUAACAUUGACACCUCUGACAUAAAGUUAAGUCAAAGUAAAGUUAUUUUUCCACCCCACCCGCCCCAUGACACUAACUUCUAGUGAAAAACUCAGUCAUUUACUGCGUCACCAUCCAUCAUCUCUUUUGAUAUGAUCUGCAGAAGAAGCCACAGACUGUUGUAAAGACUGACUAGCUAGCUGGUUACUGAGUCUUCUUCUGCUGCUCUUCUCUGUAAUUCCUCUGUUUGAUGGCAGGUGGCAACAAGUGUAAAGAACCACUUCUGCCCCCAACUAUGAACCAAUUAGUUACACUGUGUUGUAUGCUCAUUUGAAACACAUUAUAAUUAUUAUAUAUUUUUAAUACCAAAUAUUGCAACGAUAAUAAUUGGGACCGCACUCUUAAAAUGAAUUAGCUUAGUAGAAUGUCUCUAAAACCAACAGGAGUUAUAGUCAAUAUGAAUCCCUAAAUGAAGAACAUUUAAAUUCAUUCUCAAAAUAAAAAGAAUUGGCACUAAUGAAACAAAAUCUAGAGGAGACACAGAUUUGACUUCUCAUGAUCAGAGAAGUGUCCGUUCAUUUUACCUGUAAUGAAAGCUCUGUUUAAGCACCUUUAUAUCAUCCAGCAUGUUUAUGCAGUUAGCUUAAACCAUGACCACUGAGGAAUCACAACUUUAUAUUUCCUUGGGUGAGUUGACAUGCCGAGAAAAGAGAAGACAGCAGAUGUGUUUUUACCAUCACAACAUCCCUCUCACCUGUCUCCCCGGGGCUCUGUUACUCUUCAUUUCAACCUUCAAUCCAUAAUCCUUCACUCCACCCCCGCCCUCCUCUCCUCUGUCACCGUCACAUCUGUUGGGUUUUUUAUUUUAUAUUUUCAGUUCUCUUGUUUUACUUACAAUUUUUGCUGUACAAAGUGUUUAAAAUAUUAUUUGUAUUAUAUGAUGUUAGUAUGGUAAUGUUCUUUAUUAAGGAAGAAGAAAAUUUAUUUUUGUUACUGGUCUGUUUCAUAAUUCUUUUCUAAAUUGGUAUUGUAAGAUAUCUAUGCAAGAACUGUUAAGUGGAGCAUUUUUAUUUAAGAAUGUAAUAUGUGUAAUAAAUGGUAG
This is a messenger RNA of Notolabrus celidotus (New Zealand spotty), 10491 nucleotides long. It is a transcript of the gene klf7b, whose product is annotated as Kruppel-like factor 7b. Gene Ontology annotation, molecular function: RNA polymerase II cis-regulatory region sequence-specific DNA binding; DNA-binding transcription factor activity, RNA polymerase II-specific. Gene Ontology annotation, biological process: regulation of transcription by RNA polymerase II. The record is from RefSeq and is a predicted model, not a curated record. NCBI's taxonomy places the organism in Eukaryota, Metazoa, Chordata, Actinopteri, Labriformes, Labridae. The transcript has 4 exons. The coding region runs from base 373 to 1302 and encodes 309 amino acids.